Vitrella brassicaformis is the source of this 2326-nucleotide messenger RNA. The record is from the annotation of a GenBank genome assembly. Lineage: Eukaryota; Vitrellaceae.
UCAGAGGAUAGAAUUGUUGUCGACAGUCGGCACAAACACGGCCACCAGGCCAUCUGCCUCACUCCCCCCACUCUGCAACUGAACAUUCGAUAGCCGCCGGCCGAUGAAAGACUCCACAAACACCUCACCUGUCAUCUCUGCUCCCGCCACGUUGCUCUGGGUAUACACAAACGUGGCAUUGUACGGGAUGCUCUCAGAGAGGAAAUCUAGGGGGAUCUCGGACAGGGCGGCCUCCUGGUCAGCCUGGCUUGUAACACCGACAAUGGCCGCAAGGAACCAUGUGUUGUCUUUUGUCCGUCUGGUCAUGAUAGUCAGGUAUCCGACUUUGCUGGCGGGCAGUACCACCGUCUCCUCCCACGUGGUGGGGAUGGACUGCAGCAGAGAGAGGUGGCUGAAUGAGUUGAGGAGCACGAAUGGGUCCUCGGGGAUGAUCCACAUGUAAGCGUCGAAGCAGAUAGCAGACGCCAGCUGGAACACCUGCACCCAUCAAUUUAUCCAUCCAUCCAGACAGACAGACAGACAGACAGAGACACAUGCAAUGGAGAGGAGAGAGAGAGAGAGAGAGAGACAUGGCCCCUGCAGACGUACUGUGGUGGUGUUUCCCUUGUAGAGCGUGUUUUGGAUGAAGGGGGUGAAUUGAGUCGAGCCGAGCACCAUCCGAGUGUAGGGCAGCGCCAAAUAGUGUGGGGGCAGCAGAUCGGGAAACCCAGACCUCUUGUUGAACUCCAAGCUCCUCACUGCCUGCAAACACGACCUGCCAUAUCUGCUGUGUCUCCCUUGUUCCUUCCUCCCUGCCUGCCUGCCUCUGACCUCUCGUGUGAUCUCAUUUGGGUACGUACGCUCCGCCCCGGUGGCGAAGGGCAGGUUCUGCUGAGUGACCACAAGCGACCUCAGCGCACACUCAUACAUCAUCCUCUCAGACAACAGCACCGAGGCAUAGCUAGCACUGCAGUCAGAGACACGCGUGUGAGGUCUCCACCUGAUCGUUGUGUCUCCCCAUCUGACCUUUUCAGCCCGCUGAAUCUGACCCCCGCCACACCAGUGGAGGCGACCUGGUCCAACCACUGGCGCAGCAGCAGAUAAUCGCUGCUGGUGUCGUCCACUUCGUCCGUCCGCUUCUGCACAAUCACCUUGACACCGCGACUGUCCGCAAACGCCACGAGCGUCGUCAGCUCGGUGUAAGGGUCCGCCCACUGGUCCCACCCACGGAUGGUGGUGUACUCGAAGCCCAGCUGUGAGGCCAGGUCGAUGUAGUCGCCCUCCUCGGUGGUGUUGCCCUUGCCGAACAGGUAGUCGCGCCACACCGACCGGCCCGGCUGGAUGUAGGCGGGAUAAGACGGUGGGGUCGUAGAGGUGUCGAACACAAAGAGGCCUGGGUUCCGCUGCUCGGGGGAUGGGUUGAGGCUGCUGAUCAUGUCCGUGUUGACGAGCUGGUCCAGGCUCUUAGCCAACACGACUGUCCGCCAUGGGGUGCGAAAUCCGCCGUCUUUCGUCGUGUUGACGGCGAAGGAUGUGUCAGCCAAGUCAGCCUGGAAGCCCUGGGGGUCGGCGAGGGCUUUCAGCCGCAGCCCGCUGAAGUCGUAGAGAGCGCUCUCAGUGAGGAAGAUGAAGGGAAAGGGUCUUGUGUAGGUGGUGUCUUCUAUCAGAAUGAUAGCGCCGUAUGUGUUGUUGUAAUAUCUUGGAGUACGAGUGGGCAGCGUCGACGCCGGGGCGGUCUUCCAAAUCCCGCCAUAGUCAUACAGCUCCCAGACGGGUUCCACGUCCCGCUCCGUGAACCAUGCGUAGUCGUCGGCAGUGAAUGCAAAGUUGAAGUGAGAGCCGUCGGCUGUCACGUUCCGGGUCGGGAAGCCCCCAGAGGCAGGAACCCAAUAGCGGAAAGCGAACCCGUCAUAGAAGAGGCGGAAGACGACAUUGAACUCUAUCGCCGACGCGUUGUGUCUGAGUGUGAAGACGGUCUCCCUGUGGUGGUCCGCUCCCACGCUGUGCUUGCCUCUCGUGCGAUAGGUCUCAUGCACCUCCGGGCCCUCCACGGGGCUGCCGACAAUCUCCACCCCCUCGCCCAGCGUCCAGCCAUCGACCGUGAGCGACAGGGAAGACUCCACCAGCACACUCGUGGCGCCGCCACUGGUCUCAACGGAGUACUUGAGUGAGUUGGAUUCAUUAAUGAAGACUGACACUUGGUAGGGGGCGGACGCUGGUGGCGAGAGGACGGUGCGAAAGACAUCGGCGGCGAUGCAUUGCUGGAUGUGGUACGCAAGGCAGAUGAGGGAGAGCAGUAUGAGAAGAGCAUGCAGCCCCAUUGGAUGUGCGGAUUAGAGAUCACAAC